This is a messenger RNA of Rattus rattus (black rat), 1314 nucleotides long. RefSeq names its product solute carrier organic anion transporter family member 6A1 (gene Slco6a1). Gene Ontology annotation, cellular component: membrane. Lineage: Eukaryota; Metazoa; Chordata; Mammalia; Rodentia; Muridae. Bases 1 to 1314 code for a protein of 437 amino acids. Gene Ontology annotation, biological process: transmembrane transport; sodium-independent organic anion transport. The record is from RefSeq and is a predicted model, not a curated record. The transcript has 8 exons.
AUGGACAAGGUCAAGAACAGAACAUCAAACAGAGUUGAGCAGGUUCCGGUGGUAGAGGGGGAUGAACACAGGGAAACUGCGCACCCCAGGAAAAUAGAAACGUACAUGAAAACAGUUCCAAGAGCAAUGAAGAAGUUUGCAGAUAUUCCAGAAAAGAAAAUGCCACAUUCGCAAUUCAAUGAGUCCUUGGAGGAGGGGUCAUUUGGUUUGGGCCCUCUAGUUUUCCCUUGUUUACAGCGUUUCAACAACAUUAAUUGCUUCUUGACUGCGUACUUUUUAGGGACCAUGGCUCAUGGUAUGGUAUUUGGUCUUGUUGAUCAGAGUUUAAAAGUGUAUGUGAGUGAAUUGUCUCCGUCAAAGUUAGAGACAUUAGCAAUGGGUUCUGGUGAUGACUUGGCUGCUUUCCUUGUAUCAUUGGUUGGUGCACACUAUGGAGGUAGAGGUAACAGGGUAAGAUGGAUGGUAGCUGCCUGCUUUGUAACAGGACUGGCAUCGAUGGUUUUUGCUAUUCCUUUCUUCAAUUAUGAAAUUAUAAAACUGGGCACAGUAACAGAUGUGUUGUGCAUAGAAGGAAAAAAGACAACUAAAGUUUGUGAGCGAACUGUAAUACCGCACAAAUCAACAUGUAUUGCUUUCUUCAACUUCGGGCAGUUUCUCCAUGGAAUAGCAGCUAUUGCAGACACUGCACUAUCGGUGGGAUACAUUUUGGGAUAUCUAGUAGGAAUACGAAAUCUUAUGUUUCCUGUAGAAGAAGAUAUAAAAGCAGUUGGACAUGUUCAGCAAUUUCGCAUAUUGCAGAGGAAUUGGUGGAGGUCUUAUUUUGCUGUUGCUGUAUUUGCGUUUUGUACAUCUUUACCACUCUCAUUUUUUCCAUCUCGUCUACCCGGUGCACAGCAGAUAAGACUUGAGAAAAGUAAGGAACCUCCCACCAUUGACAGGAGACUUAAAGAUAAGGAAAUUCAGCCUGGUUUGAAGGGUGUUCUUCAUGCUAUUUGGUGUCUACUGAGGAAUCCACUGGUGCUGACCCAGACAUUCUGCCAAGUCACAAAGUCUCUGACUCUUAAUUCAUCUGGAUAUUUUUUACCCAAAUUUUUACAAAGUCACUUUUUAAUAGUACCAACAAAUGCCUCUGUCUUCACAGCUCUGGAGAUGAAUAGCAUGACCAAAGUGACACAUAGAAGAAAGAGUUCCUUUUGGCUUACAUUAAGAAAUGGAGAGUCCGUAAUAAUGGGAGAAGCCAGGUAUGACAACCAAAGCCAGACCAGGAAGGUGAGAGACUACGAGCAGGAAUCAGACACAUUGAACUUAAAGUGA